GGCCCCAUGGAAGCUUGUGGUUCACUCCCUGUAUGGAAUUUUCAAAGAGUGAAAACUGAACAAAAUAAGGUCAAAAUUCAGCCGCUAGAACGCCGAUUCGGUAGACGGCCUUAUAUGUAGACCAGAAGCGCGUUGCUUCGAGUCUGGUCUCUCUCUCUCUCUCUCUGGGAAGGCUUGAAGACUGAGAAAAGAUGACGGACAUGUCAAUUCCACUGCUGCUGCUGCUCUUUGUUCUACCGGGCGCCGUCUCCGGCCAAAAUUCUAAUGCGCCGUGGUGGUUUUCUUCCCCUCCGCCCGACGACCCCUUGAGCUCAACCCAGUCAUUUCACCCGAAGAUGGUCGUGGUCAUUAUGGUGCUGAUAUGCGCGUUCUUCUUUCUCGGGUUCAUCGUCAUCUACAUGCGCCAGUGCCAGAACGAGUCUCGGAGCGACCUGCCCUUCCACGCCCGCCUCAUGCUCUCCCGCAGCGUCCACCGUGGCCUCGACUCCAACGUGAUCGAAUCGUUUCCCACUUUCACCUACUCAGCCGUUAAGGGCCUCAAGAUCGGAAAGAGCUCGCUCGAGUGCGCGGUCUGCCUCUCCGAGUUCCAAGACGACGACAAGCUCCGCCUUUUGCCACAGUGCAGCCACGCCUUUCACCCGGAGUGCAUAGAUGAAUGGCUUUCCUCACACGUCACCUGCCCAGUCUGCCGCGCCAACCUCAGGGAAGAUUCUGGCACCGCUGUCGCGGAAUCCGUGCUGGUUGACAUUCCAGGCGAGGCCAAUGACCCCGAAGGCGAUCGACAAGAAGACGCCGGCCGGUCUGGGAUGCUUAACCAUGUAGCUGCUGGGGCGUUGGACGUGGAACCCAAUUCCAAUGUGGUGCCCAGCGCGGGUGUGGCCCUUCCGAAGGCGAAAAGCUUGCGGUUCCUGCCGGAGAACGCUUCGACAAAGAACGGAACCAAACCGUCGAUGCUGUUCCCGCGGUCGCAUUCCACCGGGCACUCUCUCCACCCGCCUGAAUCAUACGAGAGAUUCACCCUCAGGCUGCCGGAGAACGUCCGGAGGGAGAUAAUCUCCGGGCAGCUGAACCGGGCGGCGAGCUGCACGGUCUUCGGAGGGAGAAGCCGCAGCGGGCGGCGAGUAGGGGACGCGAGCAGCCGGAGUGGCCGGGGGAUCCGCCGAGGAUGGGACGAGUCGACGAGGUCAGAGAGGUGGACUUUCUCAAUCACCCCGCCGUUCAUCCACAGAUCGUCCUCCAGCCGCUCUCAUCGAGGAGCCGCCGUUGCAGACUCCUCAUCGACGUCGAAGCCGACAUCAUUGCCGCCAUUCGAUCGUACAGGUUCCAGGGCUGAUGCUGCCGGCCGGUCCUCGGGGUCGGCCACCACAUCGGUGCAAUUUCAGGCGUGAGAUGCCCGUCUUUUUUUGUUUUUUUUUUUCCUCCGGCCGGCCAAUUCUUUUGUUUCUUCAGGAAAAAAAGGAAGAUGUUACGAUUAUUAUUUUUCAAAAAUUCUGCUUUCUCGAUCGGAGUUGUAAAUCUACACACUUGGGUAUUUGGGGAGUGGUGGAGAUUUUGUACAGAACUAGACCUCGACCAUUGAGGGUCAAAUAUAGCGUCUGCUUUUUGUUCUUUUA
This is a messenger RNA of Nymphaea colorata (pocket water lily), 1613 nucleotides long. Its product is annotated as E3 ubiquitin-protein ligase ATL31-like. The coding region runs from base 192 to 1388 and encodes 398 amino acids. The transcript has a single exon. The record is from RefSeq and is a predicted model, not a curated record. Lineage: Eukaryota; Viridiplantae; Streptophyta; Magnoliopsida; Nymphaeales; Nymphaeaceae.